Nematocida minor is the source of this 300-nucleotide messenger RNA. RefSeq lists its product as uncharacterized. The coding region runs from base 1 to 300 and encodes 99 amino acids. NCBI's taxonomy places the organism in Eukaryota, Fungi, Microsporidia. The record is from RefSeq and is a predicted model, not a curated record. The transcript has a single exon.
AUGAAAAAUAUUACUAUGGCGUAUUCUCAUUUGCUAUUUGUGGACGCAAUAAACUCAUGGGGCCCUGUGGACGACAUAGUGGACGAAGGCCUGACGGAUAAAGAGAUAGAAGUGAUGGCAACGUGUAUAGCUGAGACUCUCUCAGAAAAAAAGAUGCUUUCUAUGCACGAUAAGCUGGUGCUAGAGCUGGAAGAGUUUUUGUUCGAUGUGCUGGAGGAGUAUGGAGUGUCCGUCACUGAUGAUUUGCUCGCAGACCUGGUAAAAAAAAUAGUAAGCACACACAACAAAGCCAUAAAAUAG